Messenger RNA from Onychostoma macrolepis, 3448 nucleotides. RefSeq names its product solute carrier family 25 member 14 (gene slc25a14). The coding region runs from base 213 to 1073 and encodes 286 amino acids. Gene Ontology annotation, cellular component: mitochondrial membrane. Gene Ontology annotation, biological process: mitochondrial transport. The record is from RefSeq and is a predicted model, not a curated record. Lineage: Eukaryota; Metazoa; Chordata; Actinopteri; Cypriniformes; Cyprinidae. The transcript is spliced from 9 exons.
CCGGGCGGGAACUUCCGGUCGCGGUGAGUUGAGUUCCUGCUACAGACACAUGAUGGGAAACUGAAUGCCGUAUAUGCGCUCCUGGAGUUUGACUGCGAAAAGUAUAGUAAUCCUACAUGUGGUCGAGACGAUGGAGUCCAAAAUAAAAUAACAGAGGUAACUGAAGCACCAAGCACUCAGGACUCCAUCAAGCCGAAGGGGCCGCAACAGAAAUGGCAAACCUGAACUGGAAGCCGUUUGUCUAUGGGGGAAUGGCCUCAAUUGUCGCAGAAUUCGGUACGUUUCCCAUUGAUCUCACAAAAACACGGCUCCAGGUUCAAGGGCAGACGCACUGUAUGGAGGUCCGAUAUCGGGGCAUGUUUCACGCUUUGUUCAGGAUUGGCCGUGAAGAAGGCAUCCGGGCAUUGUACUCUGGAAUUUCACCUGCACUCCUUCGACAAGCUUCCUACGGGACAAUCAAGAUCGGUACAUACAACACACUGAAGAAACUGUUUGUUAGUCAUCCAGAAGAUGAGACCAUGGUAAUUAAUGUGUUUUGUGGUGUGGUGUCUGGAGUUUUGUCAUCCUCUUUGGCAAAUCCAACUGAUGUGCUUAAGAUUCGCAUGCAGGCUCAAGGCAGCCUGUUACAGGGAAGCAUGAUGUCUAAUUUCAUGAACAUUUACCAGACAGAAGGCACGCGAGGCCUGUGGAGGGGUGUAAUUCCUACUGCACAGAGGGCGGCCAUCGUGGUGGGUGUAGAGUUGCCAGUUUAUGACAUCACUAAGAAGCAUUUGAUUCAUUCAGGCCUUAUGGGAGACACGGUGUUCACUCAUUUCAUUUCCAGUUUCACGUGUGGUCUGGCAGGUGCUUUGGCCUCCAACCCAGUGGAUGUGGUGAGGACACGUAUGAUGAAUCAACGUGUGCUCGCAGGUAACCCUCUGUACAAGGGCACCCUGGACGGACUCAUGCAGACCUGGAAAAACGAAGGGUUUUUUGCUCUCUAUAAAGGCUUCUGGCCCAACUGGCUGCGUCUGGGGCCCUGGAACAUAAUUUUCUUCAUCACCUUUGAGCAGCUGAAGAAGCUUCCAUUGUAGAGAUUGUCUUCACUGAUCUGUGUAUAUGUGCUUGUGUGUGCGUCUGGGGCUUCUGUCCUUCAGCAUAUACCAUCCCUUCUCCACCACACACCUAUAAGUAUUUUAAUUUAAGAACAUUUUGUUUGUUAUUUUGUUCUCAUUUGCAUUGUACAUACUUGACCUAUUUAAACACACUUGUUUUUGCACCUAAAUGCUUUAUUUUUCACUCCUGGCAGCUAUCUCGUCCAACAGCGCCAUGUUCACUGGCCCAGUGGUGUUUUCGUAAUAUAUGCUUGGUGAGCUAGAAGCCACGCUGGUGAAUAUUUGAGGUAAAGGGCUAUAGUGAAAACUGGAAGCCACCAGGCAUAGUUUCUCCACACUGGCUUGAGAGUUUGGCAUUAUAGCAUAGUGCUUAGUUACUAAAAACACAUCCGCCAUGUGGGGGAUGUAAAGCAAUAGUUUAGUGUAGAACUGAAUGCAGUUGGUGCAUAUAAGCAGGAAUAUUUGAGGCCCACGCACUCCAAAUUAGGUAUUGUCCUUGUAAUUUAAAAUGCUCACAUACAAACACGGCUUCAGUGAUAAGAAUGUAUUUUGCUUCAUCUGUAGACUGCAGAUAUGAUGGAAAUUGCCCAUGCUGCAAACUUCUAGACAGCCCAAAUUAAUACCAAAGGAACUAGUAAGGAGUGAUGUGGCCUCAUAUCCUGUGUCUUUGAGCUCAAUGGGCAUUCAUAAAACACGAGCAAAUUUCAGUGUAGCUUAAGUCUGUUUUUGCACAAGUUGUCGCAUUUAAUUCAGCAUUGCACAAAAAUUCUGUUACGCUUGUUUCUUAAGGCCCAAUGUGCGCAAAGAGCUUUUUAUCCCAUAUUAUAUCAAGGACCUCUGUAAAGCUCCAUGGAAAUGGGUGAGAAGUUUAUGCUUGAAUAUGCACAGAAUUUUAAGCGCUUGUGACAUUGCACAAGCUUUUAUUUUCCUUUUCUUUUUUUUUUUUUGCAGUGACGUCUUUAUUGCCAUGUACAUUUGCAUGUGUGUAUGUAGCGUGUGUGUGCUUGUGUUCCGAGAAGCACAUGUAAAAUGUCAAAUAUUUUGGCAGCCGUCAAAGUGUGUAAAUACUGCUACUGUACGAUAGAAUAAAAUACUAGCAUAUAUAGUUUUUUGUUUGUUUGUUAAUUUUAAACCAGAUUUUGUGGGAAAGGGUGUCAGUAGCAUUUUUGAGUGCUUGCCUCUUUGCCAAAGUGUACAUGUAAUAAACCAGAACUGCACUGAUGUUGCUGGUUUUUAAAAAGUGACACAUUAUUAUUGUUAUUAUUGGGAAAGUACUGUUACAUAUUUAUUGUUGUAUGUCAUCAUAUUUCAAGCCUUACCACUUCCUGCUUUUAUAUUUAUGCCUUUGCCUGGUUGUUUUAUGCCUCUUGGUGUGCUAGCCAAACAAGAAGUGUUGAACUUCUGCUAUAAUUUACUGUCUAUAUUGUUCAUAUCCUUUAAAAUGCAAAUCAAACUGUACUGUAAACUUCUAAGCAAACAUUCUUGCUUAAGUUAUAUGGACAAUAUUCUUCAUAUGACUUUAAGGGGACAAGUUUAAAGGAUUUAAUGUAUGUGUAAUGCCUGGGUUAUCCGGGGGUUUUCAUGUUUGUUAUACUUGCUUCCAAUUUUUUCCCGAACUUAGUGACUACAGCAUGGUGCAUGAUGUAUUCCUCUCUAAAUAACUUUGGAAAAUGCUUAUUUCAUUAUGUGCAAAGACCAAGAACCACAUUAACACAUGUUCCAGUGUUCUUACCUUUUUGUUUUGUUCCUCAGUUUUUUUUUUCUUUGCAAAUUUUCUUUUUUUUUUUUUUAGUUGAAUUUCUGUUAUUUACAUUUUUAUUAUAUGAAAUGUUCUUUCGUGUAGAGGUACUUUUAAAUUUGUUCAUUUGUGUGUAUAAUGGAAAUCAGGACAUUGUACAUGAGGGAAAUUAUAGAAUGUAUUACCCAGAUUCAUUUGAUAAAUAAGAUAAUGAAAAUGUGCAGAAUAAAAAGGGGUGUAUAUAUAUACACACACACACACACACUAAUUUGGUAAUCAGGUAUUCAAUAGUAAAUAUUAUAUCAUGUAGUAACUUUCAUCCUCAGCAAAGCUUUUAGUUUAUUUUAUUUCCCAACAUGCAGCAAAACCAUUGAUACAUUAUAUAAAAUUGCUUGAAAUUGCCAAUUUCUUUAUAAUCAACUCUUUUGGUUAAGUGUCUUUGGUGAACAGAAAUAUUAUUUAUUAUAACCUGUUGCUUGAAUAGACAAUGAAUUGUAUCAAGAAUGCUUUUUUCUUUUGUGGAUGGUUUGGUUUGUUUUGCUUUGUCUAAUGUAACUGUGCACCCUGACAAUAAAAACAAUGUUCACUGAAAGUUGUUUGUUAUAGGUCCCUUUUA